CUACGACACACCAUUACCCACAAUUCAGCUGCACAUUGUUAUGACUUGGCCAAUGACGUAGUCAGGAACUAUUUUCCAUCCACUGCUGAAGUUCUUCUCCAUGGUCAAGAUGGUGACUGUAUAUGCUGCCUGUGCCCUGCUGUGCUUUGCGCCACUAUUGGUGGUCAGUGAUCCUCCUGUUUUGACCCAGCCGGAGCAGGUGCACCUCUCCUAUCCAGGGGUCCCUGGAUCCAUGGUGGUCACGUGGACAACCUUCAACCGUACCGACAGCCUGGUGGAGUACAGCCCCUGGGGGGACAUUCUCUUUCACAAGAGCGCCAAGGGAAGCGUGACGCCGUUUGUGGACUCAGGAAACGAGAAGAGGAAGAUGUUCAUCCACAGAGUCACGCUCAGCGACCUCAAGCCAGGUUCCCAUUAUGUGUACCACUGUGGCAGCGACAUGGGCUGGAGCGACAUGUUCUGGUUCAGACCAAUCGACGAAACCAUCAUCCAGCCCGCCUUCGCCCUGUAUGGAGACCUGGGCAACGAGAACCCCCAGUCCCUGGCCCGGCUGCAGAAGGAGACCCAGCUAGGAAUCCUUGACGCCAUCUUGCACAUAGGGGACUUUGCCUAUGAUAUGCAUGAGGACAAUGCGAGGGUCGGCGAUGAGUUCAUGAGACAGAUCCAGUCCAUCGCCGCCUACGUUCCCUACAUGACCUGUCCUGGCAACCACGAAUCUGCCUAUAACUUCUCAAACUACAGGAACCGCUUCAGCAUGCCAGGCCGGACGGAAAGCCUGUGGUACAGCUGGAACAUAGGGCCCAUCCACAUCAUAUCCCUGUCCACCGAGGUCUACUUUUACCUCGAGUUUGGCCAGGAGCUUCUCUUCAGGCAGUACGACUGGCUGAAGCAGGACCUGGAGGAGGCCAACAGGCCAGAGAACCGGGCAGCCCGUCCCUGGAUCAUCACCAUGGGACACCGGCCCAUGUACUGCUCCGACGACGACCAGGACGACUGCACCACGUUUGACUCCUUCGUAAGACGAGGACGCAACGACACUACCCCAGCAGCACCGGGCUUGGAGGAUCUAUUUUACCUCCACGGUGUGGACGUGGAGCUGUGGGCGCAUGAGCACACCUACGAGAGACUCUGGCCGGUCUACGGGGACAAGGUGUUCAACGGUAGCGUCGCAGAGCCCUACACCAACCCCAAGGCCCCCGUGCACAUUAUCACCGGCUCUGCUGGCUGCAAAGAGAAGACGGAUAGAUUCAACCCCAACCCCAAAGACUGGAGCGCCUUCCGCAGCACGGACUACGGCUACACCCACAUGCAAGUGGUCAACCACACCCACCUCUACCUCGGCCAGGUGUCCGACGAUCAGGCCGGCAAGACGAUUGACAGCAUAUGGAUUAUAAAGGACAAGCAUGGCUAUGAUGCCUGGUUUUGAGUCCUGCCCGGAGACGGACCGUCCUCUCCGAGGGGCUGAAGCACUCUCUCUGCACUCUGUGGACCAAUCUAUAAUGCUGUUUUCAGGCGGUGAGGUUCUAGAGGAACCUCGAAUGAUCUCAGAACCCGUCUAUGCACUACUGUCACUUUGUAUGUUUGAACUGUCAGAUUCUACUUCUCUGGAUUUUUCUGUGGCUUUUUUAUUGAAAUUGACUAUCUAACUAACUAACUUUUAAAUAUUUCAGCCAAACCAAACAAUUGUAUUAAUUUUUAGUAACUAAUAUAUGUAUGUGAUGAUGUAUGUUAUGUUUAAGUGAAAUGUGUUCCCCUAAAAUAAUAAUAAAGAAAUAUAUGAUUUCAAAGUC
Molecule: messenger RNA, 1790 nt
Organism: Gadus morhua (Atlantic cod)
Lineage: Eukaryota; Metazoa; Chordata; Actinopteri; Gadiformes; Gadidae
Gene: acp7
Product: acid phosphatase 7, tartrate resistant (putative)
Exons: 14
Coding region: 101-1426 (441 amino acids)
Molecular function (GO): metal ion binding; acid phosphatase activity
Source: RefSeq, a predicted model, not a curated record